Molecule: messenger RNA, 670 nt
Organism: Phoenix dactylifera (date palm)
Lineage: Eukaryota; Viridiplantae; Streptophyta; Magnoliopsida; Arecales; Arecaceae
Source: RefSeq, a predicted model, not a curated record
ACCCCCUCUUAUAUAUCCUCUCUUGUUUCUUCUCAAAGACCACCUCUCAUCUCCUAUCUGCUGCCACUAGAAGCAGCAGUUAUGGCCAUAAAACCUCCCACCACCAACACCUUCUCCCUCCUCUUCUUCCUCUCCAUUCUCCUCGGGACUCUUUGCAGUUCAGGCUCUGAAGCACGACAUUCAGCCUCGUAUUCUCCUACACUGAAGAAGGAACCCCAAUCACAGGGUUCGAACAAAGAAGGGUUGUGGAGAUGGAGGGAUAUGAGUGCAAGAAGACUGAUGAUAGGCUCCACAGCUCCAAUCUGCACCUACAACGAGUGCCGAGGGUGCCGAUUCCAUUGCAGAGCCGAGCAAGUCCCAGUGGACGCUGGUGAUCCCACGAACAGUGCCUACCACUAUCGAUGCGUUUGCCACAUGUAGAGAGGGACCAUUAGUGAGCCAUGCUUUGGACCAACCAAGUCAAAUGAAGAGGGCUAGGGUUCUACAGAUCCAAGCAUUUGAAACCUAUGUGGUUGAAGGCUUAGAAGAGUUCUCCAUCUUUAGAUGUCUCUCUCUCUCUUUUUCAUUAUUUCUUUUUGUGUGUUGUUCAGGUUGUUGUGUGAUCAUCUGCUGCCUUUGUCUAAGAGAAUGUUUGUUCUGAAUGAUAUGAAAACACUGCAUUUUUAUUUUA